AAUGUGCUCUUAUUUUACAUCACGUCAAACUAGGUGUAUAUAUAUAUCCUAUCAUGUACUAAGCUUUGUAUGAUACUAGUGAACCGACCCGGCUGGAGCGGCUGAUACUGAUGGCGAAUUUGUGAAAACUAUUUAACGUGUAAAUCACUUGGGGUAGAAGAAAAUUAUCACAGCUGACAUGGAGAAGAGAUGAUGGUCCUACAAAUUCAGCCUACAACAAGAUCCUGUGCCACCAACUCCAGUGUUCUUCAACAUUUCUGUCGUUUUCGUCGGUGACAACACUUCGUCGUUGUCGACUUGACCCGCUAAAAGAGUUUCUCCCUCUGAGACUAGACGGAGAUAAGUGAGAAGUUUUAACGCGAUGGCGGGACAGACUAGAUUGGCCACUUUGUCGGCUCAAACGGCCAAAUCUUCAUUUCUGAAAGGAAUCGGACAGAGAGAGAAGAGAAAAAUAGAGUGGAGUCAUUUUACCAGGAAUAUUUCCUCUGAAACAAACAGCAGCAAGAGUUUCUUCAUUACAACCCCUAUAUUUUAUGUGAAUUCGCAGCCACAUAUUGGUCACCUAUAUUCAGCACUUCUUGCUGAUGCUGCACAUAGAUUCCAGCAGCUGCAGGGAAAACCCACACAAACGACAAUCUUCUCCACUGGCACGGACGAACACGGUCUUAAAGUCCAGCGGGCUGCUGCUUUAAAUGGCUCUGACCCACUUCGGUUCUGUAACGAUGUUUCGGAGAAAUUUAAAUCUCUCUUUGACUCGGCAGACGUCAAGUACACGCAUUACGUUCGUACGACGGAGGAAAAACACAAACUUGCAGUCGAGCACUUCUUCGGUAGGUUGAGAGAGAGAGGUCACAUUUACCGUGGUAACUACAGUGGAUGGUACUGUGUUCCGGAUGAGGCAUUUCUAACGGAAGCACAGGUGCAAGAGGUGACCCUACCGUCCGGCGAGAAAAGACUUGUAAGUGCCGAAAGUGGUCAACCCGUUGACUGGAAUAGCGAGGACAAUUAUAUGUUCGAAUUAUCGAAAUUUCAAAGUGAUCUGCUCUACUGGUUAAAUGAUGAAAAGCGAGUGCAGCCCAAGAGAUUUCGUGAACAGUUACGGAGGUGGUUGGACGACGACCUUCGAGAUCUCUCGGUGUCUCGACCCAGUGCUCGUGUGUCUUGGGGCAUUCCGGUCCCGGAUGAUGACUUGCAUACGAUUUAUGUCUGGGUCGAUGCCCUUAUCAACUACCUCACAGUAUCGGGAUAUCCUAAAUUAGAUCUAUGGCCACCCGACGUUCAGGUGCUUGGCAAAGACAUAUUGCGCUUCCACGGUAUCUAUUGGCCGGCACUUCUGAUCGGUGCGGGAUUAGAGCCGCCCCGUUCUAUUCUCUGUCAUUCCCACUGGACGGUCGAGGGACAGAAAAUGAGCAAGUCGUUGGGUAAUGUGGUAUGCCCCGAGGACUGCAUUAAACGGUAUUCGGCCGAUGGCCUUCGGUAUCUCUUACUGAGAAUGGGCACGCCGCAUUUUGACAGCAACUGGAGUGAAGCUAACGCAGUUCACUUACUAAAUGUGGAGCUGGCAGACACGUUGGGAAACCUUCUUAGUCGGUGCACGGCUCCGUCUCUCAACCCAAAUCGGCAAGUACUUCCUCUUAACCCACAAUUCCUUCAAGAGAUGCCAUUAUCUGGACAAAAAUUGGUGGAACAGUUAAUCAAUCUUCCGGCUGCUGUGGGAAACCAUUACUCCGACUUCAAUUUUUAUCGCGGCUUAGAAGUCGUCGUGGCAGCGGCUCGUCGAGCCAAUGCUUUUGUCCAAGAAGAAAAACCUUGGGAACUGAAAAACCUUCCAGACCGCACCAAAUUAGACUCCGUGUUACGGGUUGCUCUAGAGACCGUAAGAAUGGCAGGCAUAGCUUUACAGCCGGUUGUACCCUCGGUAGCCUCUCAAAUCCUGGAUACUCUAGGUAUACCAAUCCACCAGAGAUCUUGGGCCAAUCUGCAAGCAGGAUUUGAGGAUCCCAAGCAUAGGCAUUUAAGUACCUCGUUUAGCUUAGGACCUCGGAAAAAGCUCUUCACAAAAAUAAAACUUUGAAGGGUUUCCUUGGUACCCCACGUGGAUCGCCGAAUUCAGUUUCCACGAUGUAAAAUGGCAAAGUAUUUCAUGUUGGAUUUGUUUGUCAUAAUGCCAUGACCUAUAAUUUGUAAAUGCUUCCAAAUACAGAAUGUGAUUGAUGAGCCAUUUUUCUUUUCACGAACAUCGGGAUUUAUCUAUUAAAACAUAAUGUACAAUAUGGUAUUUAUAUUUUUUCACGUAAUAACUUGUCAUCUCUUGUAAAACUGUAUUUCAUUUCUGUUUAGUAUAUGUUAACUUAUGUUACUGCACAGAUAGUACUACACAAUAUGUACAGUAUACUUAUAAAUCUGUACUCGGUAAAAUUUCUUAAUAAAAUUUCUUAUUCU
Homarus americanus (American lobster) is the source of this 2442-nucleotide messenger RNA. It is a transcript of the gene MetRS-m, whose product is annotated as methionine--tRNA ligase, mitochondrial-like. Gene Ontology annotation, biological process: methionyl-tRNA aminoacylation. The transcript is spliced from 2 exons. Bases 362 to 2074 code for a protein of 570 amino acids. Lineage: Eukaryota; Metazoa; Arthropoda; Malacostraca; Decapoda; Nephropidae. Gene Ontology annotation, molecular function: methionine-tRNA ligase activity; ATP binding. The record is from RefSeq and is a predicted model, not a curated record.